CACCGCCACCACCAACACACGCACGCGUGCGGAGACGGAGAGACGCGCACGGGCUCGGACGGAGACUCACAGCAGCGGGAGCAGCAGCAGCAGCAGCACGAGCGGGUGUGAGCAGCCUGAGAAGACUGCCCUUGCCCCCGCCUUGGACAAUCACCCCGACCGGCGGAUGAGAGUGCGUGUCUCGUGAAGCAACGGUCACGCGAAAAACGAGGCAGCCAUGAUGUCGGCCACGGCGGAACCGCAGUACGACAAUGUGGAGAGCAGCCAGCAGCAGCAGCAGCAGUUUGUCGAGACGAACAACCGCUGGGACCUCAUGGAGGAGGACUGGGACAACGAGAACAGCUCGGCGAGGCUGUUCGAGCGCUCGCGCAUCAAGGCCCUCGCAGACGAGCGCGAGGUCGUGCAGAAGAAGACCUUCACCAAGUGGGUGAACUCGCACCUGGCCCGCGUCUCGUGCCGCAUCAGCGACCUGUACCUGGACCUGCGCGAUGGACGCAUGCUCAUCAAGCUCCUCGAGGUUCUGUCCGGGGAGAGGCUGCCGAAGCCGACCAAGGGCAAGAUGCGGAUCCACUGCCUGGAGAACGUGGACAAGUCCCUACAGUUCCUCAAGGAGCAGAAGGUCCACCUGGAGAACAUGGGCUCACACGACAUCGUGGACGGCAAUCACCGCCUCAUCCUGGGCCUCAUUUGGACCAUCAUCCUCCGCUUCCAGAUCCAGGACAUUCACGUCGAGACCGAGGACAACAGAGAGACCAAGUCGGCCAAGGACGCUCUGCUGCUGUGGUGUCAGAUGAAAACGGCCGGGUACACCAACGUGAACAUCCACAACUUCAGCACGAGCUGGAGGGACGGCCUGGCCUUCAACGCGCUCAUCCACAAGCACCGGCCCGACCUGAUUGACUACGAGCGGCUCAAGAAGUCCAACGCUCACCACAACCUGCAGAAUGCCUUCAACCUCGCCGAGCAGAAGCUGGGGCUCACCAAGCUGCUCGAUCCCGAAGAUAUCAACGUGGACCAACCGGACGAGAAGUCCAUUAUCACCUAUGUCGUCACCUUCUACCACUACUUCUCCAAGAUGAAGGCCCUGGCCGUGGAGGGCAAACGCAUUGGCAAGGUUUUGGACAACGCCAUCGAGACGGACAAGAUGAUCACCAAGUACGAGUCGCUGGCCUCCGAGCUGCUGCAGUGGAUCGAGCAGACCAUCAUGGUGCUCAACAAUCGCAAGUUCGUCAACUCCCUGACGGGAGUGCAGCAGCAGCUGCAGGCCUUCAACACCUACCGCACGGUGGAGAAGCCGCCCAAGUUCAUGGAGAAGGGGAACCUGGAGGUGCAGCUGUUCACGAUCCAGAGCAAGAUGAGGGCCAACAACCAGAUCGUGUACACGCCGCGCGACGGCAAGCUCAUCUCCGACAUCAACAAGGCGUGGGAGCGGCUGGAGAAGGCGGAGCACGAGCGGGAGCUGGCGCUGCGGGACGAGCUCAUCCGCCAGGAGAAGCUGGAGCAGCUGGCGCGGCGCUUCGAUCGCAAGGCGGCGAUGCGCGAGGCCUGGCUCAGCGAGAACCAGCGGCUCGUCGCGCAGGACAACUUCGGCUUCGACCUGCCGGCGGUGGAGGCGGCCACGAAGAAGCACGAGGCGAUCGAGACGGACAUCGCGGCCUACGAGGAGCGCGUGCUCACCGUGGUGGACGUGGCGUGCGAGCUGGAGGCGGAGGACUACCACGACGUGCGGCGCAUCACGGCCCGCCGGGACAACGUCCUCCGCCUUUGGGACUACUUGCUGGAGCUGCUACGCGCCCGGCGCCGCCGGCUCGAAGUCAAUUUGGCGCUACAGCGAGUCUUCCAGGAGAUGCUGCACAUCAUGGACUGGAUGGACGAGAUGAAGGUGCGGCUGCUGUCCCAGGACCACGGCAAGCACCUGCUGGGCGUGGAGGACCUGCUGCAGAAGCACGCGCUCGUCGAGUCGGACAUCGGCGUGCAGGCGGAGCGCGUGCGCUCCGUCAACGCCACCGCGCACAAGUUCGCCGACAACGAUGAAGCGUACAAGCCGUGCGACCCGCAGAUCAUCCUGGAGCGCGUGGGCCACCUCGAGUUCUGCUACGGAGAGCUGGCGGCGCUGGCGGCGGAGCGGCGCGCCCGCCUCGAGGACUCGCGCCGCCUCUGGCAGCACCUGUGGGAGCUGGAGGAGGACGAGGCGUGGAUGCGCGAGCAGGAGCCGGCGCUCGCCUCCGCCGAGGUGGGGCGCGACCUCACGUCCACGCUGCGGCUGGCGGCGGCUCAGCGCGCCCUCGAGGACGAGAUGAGCGGGCGGCGCGCACGCCUGUCGCUCACCGUGGCCGGCGGGGAGGAGCUGGCGCGCCAGGGACACCCGGGCGCCGACCGCAUCCGUGCGCGCUCCGCCGAGGUGCAGGCGCAGUGGGCGCGCCUCGAAGACCUCGCCAGGCUGCGGCGCGAGCGGCUGCAGGAGGCGCUGGCGCUCUACCAGUUCCAGGCGGACGCCGACGACAUGGAGGCGUGGAUCGCCGAGGUGUUCCGCCUCGUGUCGAGCGACGAGGUGGGCACGGACGAGUACUCGACGCAGGCGCUCGUCAAGAAGCACCGCGACGUCACCGAGGAGAUCGCGCAGCACCGGUCGGCGCUGGACGGCCUCUACGAGAUGACGCAGUCGCUGCCGGCCGAGGCGGCCAACUCCCCCGAGAUCCGCGACCGCCUGGAGACGAUCGAGGGCGAGUACCGCGACCUCGUGGAGCUGGCGCUCGUGCGCAAGCAGCGGCUGCAGGACGCGCUGGCGCUCUACACCAUGUACAGCGAGGCGGACGCCUGCGAGCUGUGGAUCGACGAGAAGGAGAAGUGGCUUGACGCCAUAGUCAUCCCCGAGCGCCUGGAGGACCUGGAGGUGGUGCAGCACAGGUUCGAUAGCUUGGAGCCGGAGAUGAACGGGCAAGCGUCGCGCGUCGCCACGGUAAACGACAUCGCUCAGCAGCUCGCCAACACGGGUCACCCGAGCGAGGGCGACGUCCGCCAACGCCAGGACAACCUCAACAAGCGGUGGGCGCUCUUCCGCGAGCUGGUGGAGAGGAAGAAGGGCGGUCUCUACUCGGUGCUCAGCAUCCAGAAUUACUUCUUCGAAGUGACCGAGACCAUGGCCUGGAUCCGUGAGAAGACCAAGGUGAUCGAGCUGACCGCCGAGCCGGGCAGCGACCUCGCGGGGGUCAUGGCCCUGCAGCGCAAGCUCACGGGGAUGGAGCGCGACCUCGCCGCCAUCCAGGCGAAGAUGGGCGACUUGCAGACGGAGUCGGAGCGACUCAUUGUGGAGCACCCGGAGCAGGCGGACGCCAUCCGCCAGCGCCUCAACGACAACCUGGAGGUGUGGGACGAGCUGCAGCGCACGCUGCACUCGCGCGAGGCCUCGCUGGGCGAGACGAGCAAGCUGCAGCAGUUCCUGCAGGCGCUCGACGACUUCCAGGCGUGGCUGUCGCGCACGCAGAUGGCCAUCGCCAGCGACGAGCCGCCCUCCAGCCUGCCCGAGGCCGAGACGCAGCUGGCGCAGCUCGAGGGCCUGCGCAACGAGAUCGACAACAACCAGGAGGAGUUCCAGCGGGUGAGGGACAUGGGCGCGCUGCUCACGCAAGACCCAAGCGACCCGCAGCACGGGCAGCUGCAGGAGCAGCUGAAGUCACUCGACGCCGGCUGGGACGACGUCCAGGCGCUGUGGGAGAGCCGCCACCGGCAGCUCACGCAGGCGCACGGCUUCCAGACGUUCCUGCGCGACGCCAAGCAGACCGAGGUGUUCCUCACCAACCAGGAGUACGCGCUGAGCCACGCGGAGAUGCCACAGACGCUGGAGGGCGCCGAGGCAGCCAUCAAGAAGCACGACAACUUCAUGAACAGCAUGGACGCCAACGACGAGCGCAUCCACGGCGUCACCGAGCUGGGCGCUCGCCUCGUCGGUGACGGCAACGUCAACGCGGACAAGGUCUCCGACAAGGUGGACACCAUCCAGGAAUGGGCGAGGAGGAACCGCGAGGUGGCUGGGGACGUCCUGGUGAGGCUCAGGGACAACAGGGACCUCCAGAAGUUCCUUCAGGAGUGCCGCGAGCUGACGUGCUGGGUGAACGAGAAGAUGCUGACGGCGCAGGACACGUCGUACGACGAGGCCAGGAACCUCCACUCCAAGUGGCUCAAGCACCAGGCAUUCAUGGCGGAGCUGGCCUCCAACAAGGAGUGGCUGGAGAAGAUCAAGAAGGACGGCGAAGCGCUGGUGACGGAGAAGCCCGAGACGGAGCCCGUCGUGCGCCGGGAGCUCGCCGAGCUGCAGCGGCUGUGGCGUGAGCUCGAGUCGACCACGCAGGCCAAGGCGCAGCGCCUCUUCGACGCCAACAAGGCGGAGCUGUUCACGCAGAGCUGUGCCGACCUCGACAAGUGGAUCGGCGAGCUCGAGUCGCACACGCAGUCGGACGAGUACGGGAAGGACCUCACCGGCGUCAACAUCCUGCUCAAGAAGCACCAGAUGAUCGAGAACCAGAUGGAGGUGCGCAAGCGCGAGGUGGAGGAGCUGCAGACGCAGGCGUCGGCGCUGCGCCAGGAGGGCCAGGGCUCUGACGAAGCGGACGGCCUGGAGCGCGUGGUGGUGGUGAGGCUCCACCAGGUCAUGCAGCCCCUGCAGCAGCGGAAGGGCAAGCUCCUCGCAUCCAAGGAGGUCCACCAGUUCAACCGCGACUUGGAGGACGAGAUUCUCUGGAUAGAUGAUCACAUGCCCCUGGCGUCGUCGACCGACCACGGGCACAACCUCCAGACCGUGCAGCUGCUCAUGAAGAAAAACCAGACCCUGCAGAAGGAGAUGCAGGGCCACGAGCCGUGGGUGCACGACGUGUGCGAGCGCGGGGAGCGGCUGGCGGCGGACGGCGGGCCCGACGCGGCCGAGGUGCGCGAGCGCAUCGGCACGCUGCGCGACCUCUGGGCCAGGCUGGCGACGGAGGCCGAGCGGCGGCAGGGCCGCCUGCAGGAGGCCCUGCAGGCGCAGCAGUACUACUUCGACGCGGCCGAGGCGGAGGCGUGGAUGAGCGAGCAGGAGCUGUACAUGAUGGGCGACGAGAAGGCCAAGGACGAGCAGAGCGCCGUGGCCAUGCUCAAGAAGCACCAGAACCUGGAGCAGGCCGUGGAGGACUACGCAGAGAACGUGCACCAGCUGUCGGAGAUCUCACGGAGACUCAUCUCCGACGGGCACCCCGAGAGCGAGCGAAUCGGGCUGCGGCAGUCACAAGUGGACCGGCUGUACGCGGGCCUCAAGGACCUGGCGGAGGAGCGGCGCGGCCGCCUGGAGGAGUGGCAGAAGCUGUUUGUGCUCAACCGCGAGGUGGACGACCUGGAGCAGUGGAUCGCCGAGCGCGAGGUGGUGGCCGGCUCGCACGAGCUCGGCCAGGACUACGACCACGUGACGAUGCUGCAGGACCGCUUCCGCGUGUUCGCACGCGACACGGUACUCAUCGGCCAGGAGCGCGUGCAGGCCGCCAACGAGAUGGUGGACGAGAUGAUCGACGGCGGCCACCCCGACGCCGCCUCCAUCGCCGAUUGGAAGGACGGCCUCAACGAGGCGUGGGCCGACCUCCUGGAGCUCAUCGACACUCGCACGCAGGUGCUGGCGGCGUCGUUCGAGCUGCACCGCUUCCUGCAGCAGGCGCGCGAGGUGCUCGGCCGCGUCACCGAGAAGCACCAGCAGCUGUCGGACGACCUGGGCCGCGACCAGCACUCGGUGGAGAGCCUCCAGCGCGUGCACACCGCCUUCGAGCACGACAUCCAGACGCUCGGCUCGCAGGUGAAGCAGAUCGAGGAGGACGCGGCGCGGCUGCAGACGGCGUACGCGGGCGAGAAGGCGGAGGACAUCGCGCGGCGCGAGCGCGAGGUGGCGGAGGCGUGGCGGGCGCUGCUGGAUGCGUGCGGCGAGCGGCGCGUGCGCCUCGUGGACACGGCGGACAAGCUGCGCUUCUUCCGCAUGGUGCGCGACCUCCUGCUCUGGAUGGAGGGCGUGCGGCGACAGAUCGACGCGCAGGAGAGCCCCCGGGAUGUGUCGUCCGUGGAGCUGCUCAUGAACAGCCACCAGGGCAUCAAGGCCGAGAUCGACACCCGCAACGACAGCUUCGCCGCCUGCGUCGAGCUGGGCCAGGCGCUGCUGCAGCGCCAGCACUUCGCUUCCGCAGAGAUCAGUGAGAAACUGAUGGAGCUGACGGAGAAGAGGAAGGAGAUGAUUGACAAGUGGGAGGAGCGAUGGGAGUGGCUCAAGCUCAUCCUGGAGGUGCACCAGUUUGCCCGCGACGCGUCCGUGGCCGAGACGUGGCUGCUGAGCCAGGAGCCGUACCUGUCGAGCCGCGAGCUUGGCCUCAGCGUGGACGACGUGGAGAAGCUCAUCAAGCGGCACGAGGCCUUCGACAAGUCGGCGCUCACUUGGGACGAGCGCUUCGGGGCGCUGCAGAAACUCACGACGCUGGAGCUGCUGGAGUUGCGUCGUCGGCAGGAGGAGGAGGAUGACCUGGAGAGGAAGAGACUCUCACCUCCUCAACCCAGCGAGGAAUUCCAGACCAGAGAAGCUGGAGAUGCGCAUGCCGUGCAAAACGGAGUCGCGGCGGUCGAAGUCGAGUCGGCAAAGGCGGCCGCGGAAGGUGCGGACGGGCUGGCGAACGGCUCCGAAGGCCGGGCGCGGAGGGCGAGGGAGAGCCCCCCGCCGCCAUCGCCCGAGGGGGAGAGGAGGGGCCUCGCGUCGCCGCCGCUGGCGCCGCACACCUCGGCGAGCCUCCCGGCCAAGCCCAGCGAGGUGCUCAUGCUGCCCACGGAGGGCUUCCUGCACCGCAAGCACGAGUGGGAGGCGAGCAACAAGAAGGCCAACAGCAGGUCAUGGAACAACGUGUACUGCGUGCUGAGCACCGGUCAGAUCGCUUUCUACAAGGACCCCAAGAGCGCCGGCACGGGGGUCACGUUUCACAGCGAGAUCCCCCUACCUCUGUCGGGCUCCUCGUGCGAGGUGGCAUCCGACUACAAGAAGCGCAAGCAUGUCUUCAAGCUGCGGCUCGAGGAUGGAAAUGAAUUCCUGUUCCAAGCCAAGGAUGAUGACGAGAUGAACGGCUGGAUCAACAGCGUGAGCACUGCCAUCGUCGGGGUGCCGGCGGAGGCGAGCGGCGGCGCCGGCGGCGGCGGUGGCGGCGGCGACGGUGCAGGCGACGUGGCACGGGCGCAGACGCUGCCUGCGACGGCCGUGAGCGGCGCCGGCGACGCCAGCCCCGGCAAGCGCGAGAAGGACAAGGAAAAGCGCUUCAGCCUGUUCGGCAAGAAGAAAUGAAAAUAAAACGGAUUGUACAAACCCACACCCACCCACCGGCCCACCAACCCCUGACCCCCACUCAUCCCCCCUCACCCCUGCCCCCAUAAUGACGGUGCUCUCUGUGUAACGCGCGCACUCGGGACGUUUCACGCUGCACUGCACGCCGGGCGCGCUGUAAAUCACCGCAAGCCGGCAAGAGAAAAAAAAAACUUCCCAGUCGGCCGCGAAAAAAAAAAGCCAAAUUAUUAUCGUUUUUUUUCUAAGUUUUUAUUCAUCAAAACACUCUGGUGGGACGCGGCUAACGGUGACUGUGUGUGGGGGAGGGCCUCGAGGGUGGCGCGCCCGUGAGAUGCCUUACAGUGACGGUCGCGCAUCUGGCCCUGCGGCGUUGUUUUGUUUGUGCUUCGCGCUGCUCCCCGUGUUUUGUCCACCGCCUCGAGCGCCGAUGGCGACGUCCUCGCCCCCACGUGCCACCCCUCCGUCCUCCUCCGUCUUCCGUCGAUGAUUCCUCCGUUGAGCCCUGGCGCAUUAUUUUCACGCCUGCCCCUCCCCCCGUACACCUGCGCGCGUACCCACGUACGUGCGUGCGCGUGUUUAACCCUCGUGCCUACCUACGUGCCCCUUGCGGCCAAACGUGGAUGGCGGUUCGAAGGCACCGCGGAUGCCCCCCGCCCUGCUUUGAUUGCGCCGACUCCCGCGGUUCGCCGCCGACUCCCGUGCGCGCUGGCGAGGUCGGGAUUUGAGCUUGGCGGCGAUCGUCCUGUGGCUCAGUCUGCCCCCUCCUGUAGGCGCUCCCCGGUGAAGUCAGCUGCACUUGGGGGAGAUUCUCUCCUACGCUGUCCGUUGAGGGGAAAGGGGGCCCUCCUUCUCUCCGAAGCGGUCGCUCGGUUUGGGGAAACCUUGACCAAUCCCGAUCUCUUACUCACUCCCGGCCUUCCCCAGGUCCGUUACAAGCUCCUGCACGAGGUUGAGUCGGCGGCCGAGUGAAACGACAACAACGACAAAAAAGCGCGCGUGUGCGUGUGCGCAUGUGCGCGUGUAUGUGCGCGUUUGAUGCAAUUUUGUUAACUCUGAGCUUUGUCCAAAUUGGGUCACAGAUUGUGGCAGUUGGCACAGAGAGAGGAUGCAGCGUGUUUCAGUGUGGUGCUCUGAGCAGAUGGCAGUGUCGCUGUCCACACAGUUUUUGCGCUGCCGUCGAUGUGUACAGGACUUUUCCCUUUUAUGUUUGGGUUUUUUUCUUGUUUUUGUGCCAGAAGUGUGCGACGAUGUAGAUACAAAAUGACUGGAAGACGAUGGCAGGGGGCGGGGAAGCUCGCGGGGAGAUUUGAGACGAGAGAAGGUGUAGGAUGUGUACAGGAAAGUGGAAUUUGUGAUCUGUGUUGGGUCGAUUGAAUGUGGAUUAAGAGAAUAGCUGUGUGUCAUGAAGAUGCACAAGUUAGACCGGAAAGCUUUCGAAGGUGUUUUUUUUUAUACAAAUGUUUUUAAAAGCAUAUUGCCUAUAUUAGAGUAGGCGAUAAGCCAAACUGAACAGCUCUCAAUUGCGUUAGAGCAUUGCUUUUCGAACUUAAUGGCCGGGAGUUCGUAUUCUUUUUUUGCACCAUUUAAUCUUUUGAAGGGCCCCGUGUAUUUCCCCUUUAAUUUGUUUGACUUUUAUUCUCAAGACUGAACUCUCCUCUUGAGUAUGAUUAGUGUGUGCGUGUGCCUGAGCCCUGUGCCUCUUGAUUUAUACCUUUGAACUGGCAGGUUGGUGGAAUUGCGACGCAUGGAAAUAUAAAUAUUUUAUUCUGCGUAGCCGUGAAAUAUCUCGAGUCUCACGAAGGGGCGGCUGGGGGCGGCAGGGCAUCUAACAUCGCCCUGAUGUCGCCACGGUGGCGAGAUGUUAACUACCUCGCCUGGUAUACAGGAGGUUGUGAGUUCGAUCCCGGACCCAGACGCCUGUUGUAUAUUUGGAGUUGGCAUCGUUCUCUCCGUGGUCGCGUGGACUUUUCUCGGGUCCCUCUGGGUGUUCCCUCCACGUUUAGAUCAACACGCGUUUAGAACAAUUGGCUGCUAUGAAUGUCCACAUGGUGGUAAGCCACUUCAUCGAGCUAUCAUUCGUGAUCGCCAGGUCACUUCUGAGAAAGUGCUACAUAGCUCAGGUGGGUCUUCUUUCCUGAUAAAAUAUUUGAGAUUGAUGACAACAACACGAGUGGGAACCACGCGAUUAUCUUCGCGCCCCGCUCGACACGAGGAGAAGGAACGUCCUGGGAUUGUACACAUACUUGCCGAGGGCUCGCACACUACAACGCUUGGCGAUGGGCCAGCGGCGGCCGCUCGUUUUAUCAUCCCCGUUCGUGUAGAGCUUCAAGUCUUCUCUCUCCGCUUGAGUGUGGCCGCCGCCGCCGCCUUUCGGUCCGACGCUCGCAGUGCGCCAUCGACUUCAGCGCUCGUCGAGAAACGGUCGCCCUCUUCGCCGCCCUCGCAUUUGCUGUCGUCGUUUUCACUCGUGCCGUAUCAUUGCCGUUUACUGUUCACGUUAGCGUUGGGUUUUUUUUUAUUUUUUAAACGGACGUCAAGUUUUAUUGCUGCAUGUUCCUCUGAUUUGUCUUCACGGGGCAGCGUCCCGGAAUGUCUGUGUCCGUGCGUCGCACGCGGACGCGCGGACGUUAACGCUCGCAGGCCGCCGACUGAUAUCCCACCGGACACAUCGCCGACGUGUAUGUACGCAUGUUUGAACUUAUUUCGCACCGUACGUAGCCAGCCGCGUUAAUCGGAGGUGUGGAAUAUCCCACCACAGCCACAUUGAUAUCACACCAGAACGAUACUGAUAUCCCCAUAGAACACCACCGAUAUGUCAACAUAACCACGCUGUUAUGCAACCACAAGAUCACCGAUAUCCCACCAGAACCUCAUCAACAUCCCACCAGGACAUCACACUCAGAUGCAAGCCCUCGAGAGUGAAAGUGCGGCCGUGUUAUUUUAUUCUUCCAGUAAACUGACCACUUUAGUUUCACAGAGCGGUGAUGUUAUAAAGGUAUAUGUAUUAACUUAGAUAAAUAUAUUAAAUGUGAAGGAAUUUAUUAAACACAGUACUCAAUAUUUUUUUUGUUGGGAUAGUGGGGUGUGGUUAGGGGGUAGACACUCUGCAGAGCUUUAGUAGAGGGGGGGAGGGCUAGGUUACUUGCUUUAUGGAUGGCCGAAUGGUAAGAAGUUAUUGCCUUGUAUGCCUGCUUGCUUGCUCGCUUAUCGACUCAACAAAAUAUAUAUAGAGAUAUAACAACAACAACAACAAACCACAACCGUUUCUUUUUUGUAAUUAUGUCGGUGAGAAUGUUGGGGAGCGAUGCCCGACCCGGCGACCCAGAGCGCAGCGCUCGCCGGCGUCAUGUCUCACCAACCAGGCGGCUCCGUCCGGCUCUCUCCUUACCCACGGUGGGACGGAUCGCUUUUAAAAAAAGAGAGAGAGGAGAGAGUGUGUGUGUGUAAGUGGGAGAGAGAAAAAAAAACUCACGGGGCUGCCGAAUCAUUUCCAAAGCUCACGAAGCGGCUCGCUGCAGGAUGAUGAUGCCCGCUUGCCGCUGCCACGAAAACCUUCCUGACACUUGCACGCGUCUCUCUACAAAGCGGCUAGCAGCGGGGAGCGGUGGUGCAGCAGUUAGCGCGCUGCGCUACGAACCCGUGCGUACCCGAGUUUGAUUCCCGCUCGCGGCCAACAUCGGGGACGAAACAUCUGAACCGGUCCCUUGUCUCUCCCAGGUCGACUCGGUCUCAAAUGAGUACCUGGUGUAGCGGUGUGCAGUCAACGUCUGGUUGCGAUGUGUAAACAUCGCCACUGGGGAGACAAAGGCGGCCUGGCGUGGUGUUGGCAGCCAUCCCGCUCGUGUGCCGUGCCGGCCUUAAUAGGUGCUCGCUAACCGCACUUGCCCCAACAGUCUGUUAAAGGCUAUACUGAGUGGGGGUGGGGGGGGAUCUUUGUCUAAGGUCUGUCGAAUAACUCGCAGAGCGACUGCAUGCUCAACGCACACCACGGAUGAUGUAUCGUGACACGCGCGUGAAGUGUGUUGGACAGUGGGCGAAGAGAUGAGGAUGUGAAAUGAAACAAACAUAGGAAUGAUAGCGGUGCUUAGGUAAUGCUAACGACACACACACACACGCACUCAUAACCUACUAAGCAAAAGGGUGGUAGUAUAUUUAAGCAAGCUGUUCCAUUAUGCAUGGUAUUGGGCUUUUAGCUAUUACAAGUUUUCCCAGGUAGGACGUUUAGGCCGACAACAAAUAACUUUUUUUCUCUUUGAAAAAGACGUCUCACUCUCGCUAUUGUUUCAUUCCCUCGUUCUCUCUCCCACUGCCCCUGCCCCCCCAACCCCCGGGUGUCUCCCGAGUGGUGCGCGCUCGGGCCACAUCGGUCUGCCAGCUCAUCCCAGACACGCGCGUGUCGCGUUGAGAACGCGGGGAGCUGCGCGCUUGUUAAAAGGGGGGAACGCGUGCCCUGGUGGAAUCGCCAUCCGAGCCGUACCGAGCAUUCGAAUGCGGCGAGUGAUGAACACCAGCGAGAGUAAAAAUGUUGACUGAAAACUUUCGUGACUCGCAGGGAUUCAUAUUCUUGGUUCUUUCGGUAAAGUCAUGUAGUUAGAAGAAAAAAGAAAAUUAAAAAUUAUAUCAGAAAAAAACCCACGGCAUCGCUUGUGUUGCGAUCGAAACGUCGUGGGAUUUUUGCUUUUUAAAUUGAUGUUUUAUUUUAUAUUUUUUUAUUUUCUGUCUACGUGACUUUACCGAAAGAACCAAGAAUACCAGCGAGAUUCGUCACUUCCAACCCAGGCGCCCCCCCCCCCCCAUUUUUUGUAAUGCGAAGCACGCGGAGGCAUUUCAAACAUUCUCCGCAUUUGUAAAACCGGGGGAGCGAUGAGUGGUUGAGGUCGACAUUCUCAAUCUGGUCACAGGAAUCGGGAGAAUUUGAAAAUUUAAACGCGCGUUAGUGGCGUGGGCAGCGGCGACCUCCUCCCACUCCCUUUCUCCCGUCGGGAUGAGCUGACGGAAUGAGCGCUGACGAAAACUGGAAGCCCUCCCUGUACGUGUAUACUUACUACCCUUUGAGCCUAAUAAAGCAUUACCAUUAUGUACUUUUAA
Messenger RNA from Lethenteron reissneri (Far Eastern brook lamprey), 12415 nucleotides. Its product is annotated as spectrin beta chain, non-erythrocytic 1-like. NCBI's taxonomy places the organism in Eukaryota, Metazoa, Chordata, Hyperoartia, Petromyzontiformes, Petromyzontidae. Gene Ontology annotation, cellular component: spectrin. Gene Ontology annotation, molecular function: actin binding; structural constituent of cytoskeleton; phospholipid binding. The record is from RefSeq and is a predicted model, not a curated record.